AGAGAGAGAGAGAGGGAGGUGCGCCCAGGCAGACCAACUGAAGAGCGUGUGUGUGCAAACUGGGAUGAGUAAAUGCACAGAGCAGCUUAGCUGUUGAUACAGCCCGAGAAAGAGGGAGAGAGAGAGAGAGAGAGAGAGAGAGAGUGUGUGUGCACGCAAGCGAGAGAGAGAGAGAGGGUGAGAGAGAAGAAGUGAAAGGGAGGAAAAAAGGGAAGAAAGAAGCAGAGAAGAAAGAAGGGAGGAUACUACAACUACAACUAUGCUGUGCUGCAUAAGAAGAACCAAACCGGUGGAGAAGAAUGAGGAGGCGGACCAGAAGAUUGAACAGGAUGGCACCACCAACAAACCCGAGGACAAGGCCCACAAGGCCGCCACCAAAAUACAGGCCAGCUUCCGCGGACACAUAACUCGGAAAAAGAUGAAAGACGGCGAGGAAGAGAAGGAGGGAGACAGUCCCGCCGCCGCAGAGGAGGCGACGGAGGCCGGAGAGGAGGCAAAGAAAGCGGACGGAGAGGAGGCACCUGCAAAGGAGGAGGAAGCGGCGGGGGAGGAGGCCAAGAAGGAAGAGGAGACAAGCCAAGCCAAAAGCCCCGUUGCAGACAAGCCGGCUAAUUCUCCAGCUGCCGCUGCCGCCGCCGCCGCCUCUCCUGUGGGCGCAGCGACGUCUCCCGUAGCGGCAGCCCCGGCCGCUGCAUCUCCCACGGCCGCCAAGGCGCCCUCCGAGCCCCAGAAAGAGGAGCCAAAGGCGGAGGAGAAAGCCGAGGAGAAGCCCAAAGAGGUGGAGGCCCCGGUGGCAGCGGCCAAGAGUCCCGCCACAGCCGCGGCCGAGGAGAAGAAGGAGGAGGAGAAGAGCGAGGAGAAAACGGAGGAGGCCAGACAAGCCGACGUGCCUGCUGCUGUCAGCCCGACAGCCGAGAAGGAGGAGCCUAACCAAACAAAAGAUAAACAAGAUGCUGCAGAGGAGUCUAAAGCAGAGGAGGCCGCGCCGGCGGACGCAGCGGCGGAGGCCACCGAGUCCAAGGACGACUGAGGCCAGAGUCCAAGCCCCGAAGAAAGCAGAAUUAAGAGUAUGAAGAAUAACACAAAAACAAAAAUCUUUAAAAGGUUGCUCUUGGCCUUCCCAGUGAGAGGGCAGUCCGUUUCUAUUUGUUUGUCAUUUUUUGUGUGGCAAUGAUUUUUUCUCAUGUUGGGGGGAGUUUCCAGCGUGAAGUUUUUUGGCUCAAGCUAAUACAAUGAGGAAGUGGUGAUGAUGGAUGACGAUGAUGAUGAUGAUGAUGAUGAUGAUGAUGAUGAUGAUGAUGAUGAUGAUGAGGAGGAGGAGGAUGCUUAUGAAAUAAUGAUUGUUACCUUGACGACGAUGAUGAUGGGGAGGGAGGGAGGGUUCGAUUUGGUACAUCUUCACUAUCUAAUGUAAGUGAAACAACGGUGGAAUCAACGCUCCCGACUGGACGCUGGCACAUCCCAAAAAUGCGUUGCCGAUGCACCAGACUCCGUUGGCAUUUGCAAACGCACUUUCUUUGUCACAUUUUUCGCAAACAAAAUCCGUUCCGCAAAUGCACGCACGAAAACAAACCAACCGGUUUUGAAAAAAAAUACAACGCAACCCUAGUUUUCGACACGGCACGAGUGUAUAUGAGAACACAGCAAAAGUAGUUAAAAGCACUGACACAUUGGAUGGAAAAUAGAAUGUAUUGUCAAAUGCGUGACAGCUCCAGUUGGGCGGCUUCAUCCCGACUCCAAAAAAAAACCCAAAACACAUGUAGGACAAGACUGUCACUCUCUCGCUAUUCUGCUUGAGUCAUUCAAGCUUGGUUUACACCCCUUUUACAAACCCUCUGUUUACUCACGUUUAUAGUAGAGGACCUGUUGCCAUGUGAAUGACAUGAUCAUAUAAUAAACUAUAGAAAUCUGCAAUAGUAUUGAUGUAACUGGCUCUGACACGAUGAUUUGCGUUCCGCCAACCAAACCCGAGAACAGUAGCAUGAACCAUCGAACCAGAUGCAUGAUGGGAACUCUCCCUCUGAGAGGAACUUUUUUCGCAGUCACGAAAACUUAAGAGGUGUGGCGGCUUCUUUUUGAUGUCUUUGGUGUUGUUAUGACAGUUUAUAUGAAUUGGGGAAAAAAAAAUACUCUUGCACUGAUGUUGACGGGAAGAAGGAAUAAAAAGGAGAAAAAAAAUUUCAAACAGAAAAAUCGAGACCAACGAGCAAAACGAAAAAAUACUUUUCCUAUGUUCCAGUGAGUGCAAUGUCCAGUUUCAACCUUAUCAAGGAGUUCAAACUUGUGAGAAAAAAAAAGUAUGAAAAAAUGGUUUCAAUGUCUGUUUUCAAAAUAAAGCAAAUGUGCCAAUUAC
This is a messenger RNA of Scophthalmus maximus (turbot), 2353 nucleotides long. It is a transcript of the gene gap43, whose product is annotated as growth associated protein 43. The record is from RefSeq and is a predicted model, not a curated record. Lineage: Eukaryota; Metazoa; Chordata; Actinopteri; Pleuronectiformes; Scophthalmidae. Gene Ontology annotation, molecular function: protein binding. The coding region runs from base 260 to 1030 and encodes 256 amino acids. Gene Ontology annotation, biological process: regulation of growth. The transcript is spliced from 3 exons.